This is a messenger RNA of Anneissia japonica, 1017 nucleotides long. RefSeq names its product relaxin receptor 2-like. The transcript has a single exon. Gene Ontology annotation, molecular function: protein binding. The annotation marks the transcript as partial. Gene Ontology annotation, cellular component: extracellular matrix. The record is from RefSeq and is a predicted model, not a curated record. NCBI's taxonomy places the organism in Eukaryota, Metazoa, Echinodermata, Crinoidea, Comatulida, Comatulidae.
AGUGUUUCCUGUUAAAAUGUCAGUUCAGAGGCUGAAGAUAUGGCAGGAUCUGCUUCUUCUGUAUUUCGCUACAAUUCUACUAAACGAAGAACUUGCCUCAGAGGCAAUGAUGUCAUCUUCUUGCCCGCCAUCAUGUAAAUGUGAUGUUUCACGAAAGUAUGUCACAUGUUUUGAAGAUAGGCUUAAUAUUACGUCAUUGCCAUUUUUAUUUCCAAAUGAUACGAGACAACUUGAAAUACGAAAGCAGUCUCUACCAGUUCUUAACGCCUCAAUGUUUGCUAACCUCGCACAUCUUCGGAAGUUGCUUCUUUCUGCAAGUUGCAUACAAGAAAUCGAGAAUGAUUUUACAAAGCUGCAGAAAUUGAAACGAUUAGAUCUUAGUGAAAACAAGCUUGGCGAUUUAGUAUUUAACACUAUUGGGCAGAUGAAGCAGUUGAAGGAGUUAAUUCUAGAUGACAAUUUACUCACACUUGCUGGAAACAACGUGUUUAUUAGCUUAGAGAACAUUGAGCUUUUGAGUUUAUCUGGAAAUCAAAUUGAAGAUGUGCCACCUCUACGUGGUCUGGAGGAGUUACAGAAGUUGUACUUGUCAAACAACUUCAUUCAAACAAUAAACGGAAGCACAUUUAAUAAUCUUUACAAAUUAGAAGAACUUUAUCUGCAAGGUAACCUCAUAACUCAACUAGAACCUGGAUGGGCGAACAAUCUUCAUGUUCUUCGUCAUUUAGAUUUAUCAGAAAACAUACUUGGCGUGCAACCGUCACGCAACGUGAUCGGACUUCAGAAGAACUGUCUAUUGGAGACGUUGUCUCUUUCAGAUAAUUCUUUACUACAAAUACCUUGUCAUGACAUUUCCAGAACAAAGUAUUUAAUCAAACUUAAUUUAUCUUACAAUAACAUAAGCAAUCUUGAAAAUGGGUGUUUAAACAAACUUACAAACCUGGAGAUAAUAGACUUGAAACAUAACAAAAUAGAAAAUAUUGAAAAUAAAGCACUGCAGUCAAUGCCAACUUUGAG